GCAAGCGCGCUGUUGAACAUUAUGAGCGUUAAAUUAUGAGCGUUACGUUCCGAUAUAAAGGAGCUUGCGAGUGUAAGAAGCGUAUUACUGCGGCGAGGCACGCUGCCACGUUGAGAUGAACGUCAUCCUAAUUCCGUUCUUCCUAGCGGCCAACGUGGUCGUCAACGACACCACGGAAUGGGCGUACGGGCCGGAAUAUUCGUACAACGUGAACAUGACCUAUGUGAUCAAGUCGGACCCGGCGGAGCCGGCCGGCACGAUGCAGCUGAUGUCCUCGGUGAAGUGCCAGCCGAAGGUAUCGGAGAACAGCUUGCUCUGCCGCCUGCGCAACUCCACGACUAUGAUGUCCUUGAGGAAGGACAACACGAGCCGCGAGGUCGAGACCGAGCAGAUGUUCGAGAUCAAGUUUAACGAGCGGGGCGUGGAGAGCCUGCUGAUCGAGCCGCCGUCUCGCAUGGAGGUCGUCAACUUCAUCCGCAAGAUCGCCAAUCAGCUGAGCGUGGGCGCCGACAUGAAGCGGAAGAUCGGCAUGCCGCAGUUCAUGGCUCGCGAGAACACCUCGAUGGGCGACUGCGCGACCAUGUACAGGAUCACGCGCGAGGAGCUGGCCGAAUCGCCGCCGGAGCCGCCGGAGUCGCCCGAGCUCGCGGAAGACGCCGACUUCCAGCUGGUGGUGCUGCCGAUGGCGGACGCGCGGCCCGGCACGAGCCUCACCAUCGAGAAGUCCAGGAUGGGCUGCAUCAAUUCGCCGCGUUACGUCGACUUCUCCAUGGGGAUCCUGAAGAUGGGGAGAUUCUUCAGCAGGAUCUACGUCGACGGCGCGGACCGAUUUGAGACCUACACCGAGUUGGACGGGAAACUGAGAACGGAAUCCUUGUCGUCCAGGAUAAUCACGUUCAAGAGCCUGCUGCGGGUCAGCCUGGAGAGCAUCGAGCCCGCGCAGGAACCGCUCCCGUCCAUCCUCUACGGCGAGUUGAUCGAUCUAAACAUGAACAAUGAUAUACCGAACAACAUGAUAGACUAGGGACGAGCGGGGAACACGCGCUCGGCGCGCCGUAUUUGUAGACAAACCUGUAGCGCUUGCAGUCUAAACCCGACCAAGGAAAGCAACUGUACGGGGAACAUUUAAUAGAACACGGCAUAUAAUAUAUAAACAAUAAAUGCAAUUCAGGCAUUCCUUCCGAA
Molecule: messenger RNA, 1185 nt
Organism: Harpegnathos saltator (Jerdon's jumping ant)
Lineage: Eukaryota; Metazoa; Arthropoda; Insecta; Hymenoptera; Formicidae
Exons: 3
Coding region: 116-1024 (302 amino acids)
Biological process (GO): lipid transport
Molecular function (GO): lipid carrier activity
Source: RefSeq, a predicted model, not a curated record